Messenger RNA from Aphanomyces invadans, 903 nucleotides. RefSeq lists its product as hypothetical. Lineage: Eukaryota; Oomycota; Saprolegniomycetes; Saprolegniales; Verrucalvaceae. Bases 52 to 834 code for a protein of 260 amino acids. The record is from RefSeq and is a predicted model, not a curated record. The transcript has a single exon.
CAUGUCACAGGGAUCGCAGGCCGCCGCAUUGCCUAAUCAUUUCCGAAAAACAUGACCGAGUUGACAGUUGUCGUGAUCUGCGGGUGGCUCAUGGCCAAACAUCGGCCGCUUGAAAAGUACGUCGAAUUGUAUGCCGCGAUGGGCUAUCGCACGUUUGUGCUGCACUCGAACCCGUGGCACCUCUUUCUGCCCCAAUCAACCGUGCAAAAGAAAGCGUUCCUGGAAUUCCAAGCUUGGGUCGAAUCGGAGACUCGCACCAACGACGCCGUCGUCAUUCUACCGCACAUCCUGUCCAACGGCGGAUGCUGGUCAUGGUAUUGCCUUGAAAACCAUAUUGUCCAAGCGGGCGUGCCGUUCAAAGUGCCGACGAUGAUUUUGGACUCGGCGCCGUCCAAGCCAUAUGCACACGGCACGGCGCCUGCCGCGUUCACAGCUCAAAUGAAGAACCCGAUCCUGCGCCAAGCCAUGAUGUGGAUUCUGACGGCCGUGUUUGUCCUACAUGCGUUCGUCGUGCGCGUGUGCGGGUACACGCACCCCGUUGAGCUCCAGUUUGAGCGAUUGAUCCAUCGCGACGCCGCCAUCCCGAAGCUGUUUUUGUACUCGGACAAUGACGUGAUGAUCCCACCGGACCAGAUUGAGUAUGCCAUCACGACCGCCAAGCAACUCAACACCCCUGCCGAAGCAGUCAACUUCGAAACGUCCAAGCAUGUCGCUCACUUGAGCCACAGCCCCGACCGGUACACGAAAGCAGUCCGGGAGUUCUUGGCCAAGUACGGUCGAUCCACCCCGAAUGCGCUUGCAGUGACUCCCGCGACAACGUCGAGUGUGUUUUGAUUCAAAGUUUCCUCGCUAUGUAAAAUACAAUCUUUCAAGACCAUAGGUAUAUGCAUGACAACUAGGAAU